AUGGCUAUUCCAUUUCUUGGUAGAUUGGCCAUAACUGAGUGGCCCAUUAUUAUUGUAUCUAUCACUUUGGCAUGGUUUGAAUAUUUGGUCUCCAUCAUUUCGUUAUUGCUCCCUGCUCCAAUAAUUGACAUGUUCACGUUAGGUGUGAAAACAGUGUACAGCUUUGGUUCUGACCCAAUUAAGAUUGUUGGCAGCGAGGCUACUGCUGAACACAGUGUCGAGUCCUAUCGCUACAUGAACCAUCUUAGUAAAAAAGCAGACGAAAAGGAUGACGAGCGUAUCAUUGACUUUGAGGUUGACAAGUACCACUUGAUGAUCGAUAUCUUGAACAGCCCAGACUUCCAAACGACGUGUUCCUUCUUCGGUUACGACGUAGAAUCUCACAUUAUAAGGACGAAGGAUAACUACCUACUCACCGCUCAUAGAAUUGUGAGGCCUGGGAGCCAUAUUGCCAGAAACGGUAAAGUCGUCUAUUUGCAUCAUGGUUUGCUCAUGAGCAGUGAAAUUUGGGUUACUAUGCUUGAGAGGCACCUCAACCUACCCUUUUUAUUGUACGACUUGGGGUACGAUGUAUGGUUGGGGAACAAUAGAGGAAACAAAUACUCGCAGAAGCACUUAUUCUUAAAGACGAAUUCCGAAAAGUUUUGGGAUUUUUCGUUAGACGAAUUUGCUCUUUUCGAUAUACCAAACACUAUUGAUUACAUCUUGAAUGAAACCAAGGUUAAAAAAUUAACAUAUAUUGGAUUUUCCCAAGGGUCUGCACAGGCGUUUGCAUCUAUUUCAGUUAACUCUGAUUUGAAGGAUAAAAUCGACCAAAUGAUUGCAAUCUCUCCAGCUACGACACCUCACGGACUCUAUUCUAAAUUCUUGGAUAUCUUGUUGAAGGCAUCGCCUUCUCUAGUAUAUCUUUUGUUUCUGAGGAAAGUUUUGAUGCCAUCCGUACUUCUUUGGCAACAGUUGAUGUAUCCCCCAUUUUUCGAUACAAUGAUAGACCUUUCCAAUUAUAUGUUGUUUAACUGGAGACUGAAAAAUAUCACCAAGAUGCAGAAGUUGGCAUCGUAUUCUCAUUUAUAUUCAACCACUUCGGUGAAAUGUGUGGUUCAUUGGUUCCAAGUUAUUUCAUCUAAAAAGUUCCAAAUGUUCAAAGAUUCCAACAGUACCAUUUCUGGAUUGAACCCCAUCUAUUACCCAUUGAAAAAUAUAAAAGUACCAAUCCAUAUUAUUUAUGGGGACCUGGACUCCUUAGUUGACAUCGAUGUCAUGAAGAACCAGUUGCCGCUCGGGACAACAACUACUCGCUCCGUCGCUCAGCAUGAGCAUUUGGAUAACCUUUGGGGCUUCGAUGUCAAAGAAUUGGUAUUUAAGCAUGUACUCACGUAUCUUGGAGAAGGUGGGCCAGUUAAGCUGUUGUCUCCAUCGAAUGUUAAAAGUGCUAAUUCAUAUCUACAAUUUGAAAAGGAUAGAAGCGGGCUGUUUGACGAAAGUUUUGACGGAGAAGAAACUAUUCACGAUGGGAAGGGCAUAAUAUCAAACGGAGAAUUUAAGAUCAACCAAAGAAAGCCUUCUACAGGAGGAUCAGUGUUUGUAUAG
Messenger RNA from Dujonia railenensis, 1590 nucleotides. The record is from the annotation of a GenBank genome assembly. NCBI's taxonomy places the organism in Eukaryota, Fungi, Ascomycota, Pichiomycetes, Serinales, Debaryomycetaceae.